Molecule: messenger RNA, 878 nt
Organism: Vanessa tameamea
Lineage: Eukaryota; Metazoa; Arthropoda; Insecta; Lepidoptera; Nymphalidae
Exons: 4
Coding region: 1-810 (269 amino acids)
Cellular component (GO): extracellular matrix
Source: RefSeq, a predicted model, not a curated record
AUGUUUUCUAAGUUUUUUCAUUUAAAAUAUUUCUUGCAGAUAUUCAUCUUUGGUGCUGUAUUGGCAGUAGUCCAAUGUGGUCAGUUAGGUCACGGUGGCUACUCUCAGCAAUCGCAAUACAACACAAUCAAUCAUGGUGCCUCUUAUGGUGCAGCUCCUUAUUAUAAUUCUGCUGCUUUAGAUCAUGCAGCUUAUAAUAAUGGUCUAGGAUAUGGUGGGUCUUUGAGCCCUCUUAUCCAUCAAUCAUCCCUCACUCAUGCCGCACCACUUGCUCAUGCUAAUUCCUUCGCCCAUUCUGCAUCCUUAUCUCACGCCGCACCUUUGAUUCAUGCUAGUCCCUUAUCUCAUCAGGCCUCUCUAGCACAUGGACAUGCUACUCCAUUAGCCCACCCCUCAGCCCUUACUUAUUCUUCACCUCUGGCACAUGCUGCACCUCUAUCUCAUGCCGCAACGAUAUCUCAUACUGCUCCCUUUGCUCAUGCAACAUCUCAUGCCAAUGUAGUUUCCUUAUCCCACGCCUCUCGCAGUCACGUCGGAAAGUACGGUGGAUAUUACUCUGGCCAAGCCUAUAACUCUCACCCAAAGUAUCAGUACUCGUACUCUGUCGAGGACCCGCAUACUGGUGACCACAAGGCCCAACACGAGACCCGCGACGGUGAUGUUGUGAAGGGCGGAUACUCAUUGUUGCAGCCUGAUGGCUCUUUCAGGAAGGUGUCUUACUCUGCCGAUGACCAUAAUGGUUUCAACGCAGUGGUACAUAACUCCGGGCCGAGCCAUCACGUCUACUCCGCUCAGUACCACCAUUAUUGAAGAAAAUAAAACUAAGAACCUGGAAAAUGUACAAAAUAUUAUAAUGUAUUCGUUUAUUUAAAAUAAGU